Molecule: messenger RNA, 1475 nt
Organism: Coprinopsis cinerea okayama7#130
Lineage: Eukaryota; Fungi; Basidiomycota; Agaricomycetes; Agaricales; Psathyrellaceae
Exons: 3
Coding region: 1-1182 (393 amino acids)
Source: RefSeq, a predicted model, not a curated record
AUGACGAAGGUGAAAGAUGGCGGCGAUCCAUUCGAGAUACUGGACAUCCAUCCGCUGUUUACCAGCAUCGUACCAAGACUGAAACGAAACCUGGGCUUGUUACCUCCAUCGCAACAAACGCUAUGGGUGAAGAAAUUCGCGCGUUCAGUGCACGCUUUCGUCGCUGCACAAUCCCAAAUCCGGGAUAACCUUAGGGAGAAUAGGGUGCCGUCCCUACAAGAGUACCUCAUCUCGCGCCGAGAAGCGUAUGCCUCUUCCAUGUUCUGGGACCUCGUCGAACUACUCGACAUCUCCCCCCGUCCGAACGGGCGUAACCCUAACGAACACCUCAAGCUUAAACGGCUGACACAAUGUGCAGUGGAUGCUGUCGCUUGGGCUAUCGACGUAUUCGCAUACGCAGCCCCGUCCAGAUGCAACACCUACAACCUCAUCUCCCUCCUCACCUCCCACAAGAACCUCUCCGUCCAAGGCGCGAUGAACUACGCAGGCGGUAUGGUCCGCGAAACACUCGAAGAGUUUCAUCGUCUCGAACGGGAACUUGUUCCACUCACCAAACCUGACUCCGAUGGUCCUUCGUCGCACUCUCACCCACCUGCCACGACCACAAGCAGCAGUACUGUCUCCCCCUCCCCCUCUUCGUCUGGUAGCAGUAAUAACAGCCGUAGAUCCUCGGGGUGGGGUAGAUGGCUCUGGUCCAUCCCCGCCAGCCUCGUCGGCGACACCGGCACGAGUACUAGCAGCAGCAGCAGUACUGCUAAACCCACAAGCACGGGUAGACCCUACCUCUUAGGUAUUGACCCUUCCUCUCGAGACGGGUGGUUCCUAGGUUUCGACACCGACUCCAGCCUCAACUCUACCGCCACCACGCCAAUCAGCGACGACGACGGUUCCUCCAGCACCUUCGAUAACGCCUCCUUAAACCACUCCUCCUCCUCCUCCUUAGACCACUCUUCUUCCUCCUCCUCCGACCAUACCUCCCCCAGCCUACCCUCCCCCACCUCCCCCACCCCAUUCGACAACCCAGACACCGACCUCCUCACCACCACCAAAAACCUCUCCCGCUACAUCCUAUCUCUCAAAGACUACAUCGUGGGUAGCAUCCACUGGGGCUACGAGACUGAACUCUACUUCGGAACAAAGGGGGACGAGAUUAGGUCGUUUGGGUGGGUGUUUCUUAGUUGAGGUGUGGAGUACGGGUGUUUCUUUGUUGAGUUGAGUUGUGGGUGUUUAUCAGCUGCAUGCUGAUUGCUGAGGGAGUGUGCACGGUUUUGGAGUUGAGAGACUCGAGGCCGAGUAUUGGGUUGCGGAGGGACUGGGAAGAAAAACGCUUACUUGCAUAUAUAUCCAUACCUAUAUCUUGGGACGACUCUAAAUCUGUAUAUCCUCAAAUCGAGCAGACCGCCUUCCUCUCUCUUGAACUUACGUUUUGAGCUCGUCGGGCGCGACUAGUAAUAGUACAAAUAUUGCGUUUUUCC